This is a messenger RNA of Camellia sinensis, 1056 nucleotides long. Its product is annotated as pre-mRNA cleavage factor Im 25 kDa subunit 2. Gene Ontology annotation, cellular component: mRNA cleavage factor complex. Gene Ontology annotation, molecular function: mRNA binding. NCBI's taxonomy places the organism in Eukaryota, Viridiplantae, Streptophyta, Magnoliopsida, Ericales, Theaceae. The record is from RefSeq and is a predicted model, not a curated record. Gene Ontology annotation, biological process: mRNA 3'-end processing.
CUGUUUGAUCAUCGCUGUUUCAGAGAAGAGAGAGAGUGUGUAAGAACAGAGAGUAGAGAGAGAGGGGGUAGAGAUGGUGACAUCGCCGGUGGUGAACACGUACCCUCUCUCGAGCUACACCUUCGGGACGAAGGAACCGAAGAUGGAGAAAGACACUUCAGUCGCAGAUCGCCUCGCUCGUAUGAAACUCAACUAUUUGAAAGAAGGCAUGAGGACCAGCGUUGAAGCAAUCCUACUGGUGCAAGAGCAUAACCAUCCUCACAUUCUUCUUUUGCAAAUUGGAAACACCUUUUGCAAGCUUCCUGGUGGCCGUUUGAAGCCUGGAGAAAAUGAAAUUGAAGGCUUGAAAAGGAAAUUGUCAAGCAAACUUGGUGCUAAUUCUCCUUCAUUGCAACCGAAUUGGCAGAUUGGCGAGUGUGUGGCUAUCUGGUGGAGGCCAAACUUUGAAACUAUAAUGUACCCCUAUUGCCCUCCACAUAUCACAAAGCCUAAGGAGUGUAAGAAGCUUUUCCUUGUUCACUUGUCUGAAAGAGAGUACUUCGCAGUACCCAAAAAUUUGAAACUGCUGGCCGUUCCCCUGUUUGAACUCUAUGAUAAUGUUCAGAGAUAUGGGCCGGUUAUAUCAACAAUUCCACAGCAGCUUUCCAGGUUCCAUUUCAAUAUGAUCCAUGCAUGAAACGUGGGCUUGCAGGUGUUUGUCUAUGAAAAUUUUAGACUAGUAGCUAUCCAUUUUAACUAGGAGUGUCCUGUUUGGCAGACUGACAUAUUACUCAAGCUAGUGCAGCCUAGGUUUGUAGUUUUCUCUGGCUUUAAAAGAGUUAAAGAAACAACGUGAUAGUAUGUCUGUGUGUUUUGAAGCUAUGAGGUGUGUUUACAGAUGUCAGGUUUAAUGAUGAGGAGAAACGGCAUUGAUCCUUUUGAAAUAGUCUCUGUAGUUGUUUUGUAGCUUUCCAGUUGAUUGGCUUGUGUUUGUGUUUACGUGUUUGCUUUCGUAACUCUAAUUUCGAAAAGAAAAAAAAAAUACAUGCUGAAGGGAUUCAUUUCUCCCCUUGCUUC